Messenger RNA from Symbiodinium sp. CCMP2456, 1464 nucleotides. The record is from the annotation of a GenBank genome assembly. NCBI's taxonomy places the organism in Eukaryota, Dinophyceae, Suessiales, Symbiodiniaceae.
AUGGAGGCUCUGAAGGAGGAGCAAGCCGCUCAAGAAGAGGAGCUCGAUGGCGACGAGGCGCAGCGAAAGCCGGUGGUCAAGGACCAAGAUGCACCUCCCAAGCCCACGACGGUUGCCAUGACGCCAGCCAAGGUCGCCGCUUGCCUGGUGGAUGUGCUCUCCACCCUCCGAUCCGCCUGCCGCGAUGCCGAUCGGAAGCCUUUGGCCAACGAUGCCAAGGUGGUGCGAAGGGCCUCCUCCAAGGCCUUUGGCGCAGAGGCAGAAGCUGCGCCCAGUGGCACAGUGCCGGAACCAGUGGUCGUUGCGGAUGCCACGGUUGCAGAGGGAGGACCGGCUCCUGAGGAUCCUCUGCCAAGCAACGGCGCUGCUGAGGUCUCGGAGGCCCUGGUCGCAGCAGAGCCCGCCGCCCAAGCAGCCUCGGUCGACGUGACGAUGGAGGGCGCGCCCGGAGGUGCAGCGGAAAAGCCAGCCGAAACUGCCCCGGUUUUUGGCGAAGAGCCCUGGCGCAAGCCGCUUGUGGCCGGGCUCGAGAAGGCCCGACGUUGCGAGGCCUUCGUCGCCGCCUUCAGGUCUGCUCUUCCCAGUCUCGACCCAAUGGUUUGCGAUCUGAAGAUGCUGACGGUGCACCAGGUGCGAACCUUGCGAGACGAGAUCGCAAAGUUCGAAAAGGUGGAGACGCUGCGCAUGGCCGUCGCCAUGAUCAGGGAGGUGAAAGCUACAGUCGCCGAAGUAGAGGCCUUGGCAGCGCCGGCGGCCCCCGCGGAGGCGCCGCCCGCGGCGCCGGCGGAAGCAGCAGCGCCCGAGCCGAUGGAGGAAGUCGACACGAAGCCAGAUGCCGAUGAGCCGAUGCCUGCGGCCUCUUCGGCCCCCGGCGACGAGGCCCAAGCAGUGGCCGAGACCCCGCCCGCCGCGGCGCCCGCCGCGGCCCCGCCGACCUCGGCGCCAGUCGAGCCCGGCCCAGUCCCGGCAGAGACGGAGGAGAAGCGGAAAGACCUAGAGUUGGCUUGGCGAAGGCAGCUCGCAGCAGCCUUCCGUGAACUGCGGCGCAGUGAGCAUGUGAAGCAUGCACUGGAAGUCGCCUGCCCUGGCAUGGUGGAAAAGGCGGUGGCUGCUGACGCCCAGGCCGAGAAAGAAGAGACGCCAGAGGACCAGGAGCAGGAUGCUGACCUCCUGUCGCUUGGCAUCGGCCCGGAGCACGUGAAGCGCUUGUACGACGAGCUCCAAAGACUGCUGGAGCAGGCGGAGAAGGGCGCAGCCAAGCCUCGGGCCUUGGUCCGGGCGAUGCAGAUGCUCUUCUUAGCCGAAUCGAUCAGUGAUGCAGUUGCCUCGCUGAAACCGGAGACUGCGGACGAGGAGGCCUUGUCGCAACUCACCGAGCGAACCCAAGAAUUCGCCCCUGCCCUGGAUGCCAUGCGCUCGCUGGCCCGGGUUCCUCCGGUCGCCGUUUCGUCAGUGGCAUCAUAG